AUGCACAUCGACGGGCCACUGGCCCAGUACCUCACACCUGACGGUGAGGCCGACCCAGGCCCCCUGCAGCCUAAUGACGAGGUUUCCCCUUCCCCCCCCAUGCCCGGCCCCAUGCUGGCAGAUGGACCAAUGGAGGGGUUGGAGGAGACUUUGAGGACAGAGCCCCGCGAGGGCGCCCCCAUCCUUACCCCCCGUCCUCCAGCCCACCCCCCCCCAAGAGCACCACAUCCCAACCCCCACCCUCAGGGGCUCCCUCUAGCAUCCUGGGAGGCAGCCAAGGCCCUUGCCUUCUUGGCGGAGCCGUGCUCCCCGACCCCUACGCUGUUCCAUGGCCAGCCCCCCCUUCUUUCCCCAACGCCUGACCCCACGCUUGCAGGCGGUCCACCGGGAGAGCGCGCGGGGCAGCACACUUCUGCCCCCACCCUCAGGGACUCCCCCGAGGACCACCGCCUCGACCCCCACCUACAACCCCCUCUCCUGGCCCGGUUCCCCACGAGUGGCCCCGUUGGACAGCCAUCGCCCCCCACGCACAGCCCACCCGGUCUGUCCCCACGGAGGCCCCCCCUUCCUUCACAACCAGGCAGGGACAACGAAAACCAGGGUGGCCGCCGACGGAAGAACAAAGGCAGAGGAGGCAGAGGGUCAGCCCACCUACUGCCCCCUCCCUCCCUCCCCCACCAGGAGCCCCUCCUCACCCCACAUCCCGCUGAACCUGCACCAGACCCUACCCCUACAGGCCGACCACCAAACUUACACUCCCUUCCCGCACCUGCACCUCCACAGGGCCAUAGGAGCGGACCAGCCCAUUCAACCCCGGGGCGCCUCUCCCUUCCUCUAAACCCCCCCCAGGUGGCGGCAGCCGCGUGCGCUGCCGGGAUGGAGGCCGACGGGAUGAGGGAUGCGGCCAUGGUAGACGCCACCAACUCCCCCUCCCAUGCCUCCCACCCCAACCAUGUCGACGGCCCCCUACCGCAACCCAUGGUGAUUGGGGAGGGCCAAGGGGGCUUUCUAGGGCAGGGCGCGUCACUCCCGUCCCCGAUGGAGACGGACCUGGUUCCGAGGCCGUGUCACUCGCACCUAGACGUGGGGGCGCCUCCCCCCGUUCAGCGCGUUGCCGACACACUACCCGUGGCGCAGGAGGGCACCAACUUUAGGGAUGAGGCAUCCGCCCCUGCCGAGACCCCUCCGCCUGGGGUAGCAGAGCCGCCACUUGGAACGCACCCCGCCGAGGGACAGGGGCACACCACGGCACACACUUCAGGCUCACCUCCACGUCCCCCCUCCCUAGCUUCGGGACCGGUACCGCCACGAGGCCCGGCCCCAUCCUGUGUGGCACCACCUCCAACUUCUCCGACACCCCCCCUGCACGGGGCCGGUGAGUCCUCUCCUCCCCUUAUCCCAGGCGAUCCUGUUGGAGCUCAGGCCGCCCAUGGGGUCCCCUCUACAGCCAGUUCUGACGCCACGGCCCCGAUUGACCCCACCGACACGGCGACAUCACCCGACCAGGUCGUGAGAUGCCCCACCUGCAGGAGCUCUCUCGCGAACCGACGUGCACUUCAGCACCACACGCCCUUCUGCCAUCCUGCGGACGCAGCUCGUAGGGCACAGGCCCAUCCCUCUCGGAGCCACAGGGGACGAGGACGCAUUUCACAGAUGCACAGUAGUAGACGUUGGACUCCUUCGACUGGUCGGAGUAUUUCUCGCCAGAGCGCACCCACGCCCGCCCUCUCCGACGCAUUCCUCCUGGGGUCCGCGGAGGAUAUCUUGACGUCCUCUGCACGAUCUUAG
Molecule: messenger RNA, 1788 nt
Organism: Closterium sp. Naga37s-1
Lineage: Eukaryota; Viridiplantae; Streptophyta; Zygnematophyceae; Desmidiales; Closteriaceae
Source: the annotation of a GenBank genome assembly